Messenger RNA from Armigeres subalbatus, 441 nucleotides. RefSeq lists its product as uncharacterized. The transcript has 2 exons. The coding region runs from base 1 to 441 and encodes 146 amino acids. The record is from RefSeq and is a predicted model, not a curated record. NCBI's taxonomy places the organism in Eukaryota, Metazoa, Arthropoda, Insecta, Diptera, Culicidae.
AUGUGUCGCUUGGUUAAGGCCGUCACGUCAGCGCUCAACGUGAACUUUAGCAAAGUUGUACUGUGGACGGAUUCCCAAAUUGUUCUUUGUUGGCUGAACAAAUCACCCCAUGAACUCAAUACGUUUGUUGCCAAUCGGGUAGCAGAGGUUCAGCGAUCAACUGAUGGUUAUCAAUACAAAUACAUCCGGUCAUCAAUGAAUCCUGCAGACAUGGUGUCGAGGGGCGUUCUUCCGGAAGAGCUUACACAUAGCGAUGUGUGGUGGUAUGGACCAUCGUUCCUGAGAUCUGCCACAUUUCCAGAGUUCGAAUCUACAGAGGCAAUCGAAAUACCAGACGUCAAGGCUACGGUACUUCCUGUCAGCAGACAAUCGAUGGAGUUUCCAGUUCUCGAAAAAUACAGCUCUUUCCGCAAACUGCGAAGAUCGAAGAAUGGCAAAUGA